AUGGGAUACAAGAUAGCCUUAAAUGUCUCUCAAGACUUAGACAAUCUCAUUUAUGGCGAAGUGGUCGAUAUGCUACAGGCACACGAGAUGGAACUUAAUGGAAUUAAGAAACCAAAAGGAAUAGCUCUAGCAGUUAGCAAAGACAUAACUGACCAAGGAGAAGAAGAUGUUGUGAGCCUGUUGGUAAGAAGAUUUGAUCGAGCUUUGAGAAGAAUAGAACGAGGUCAAGAUCCAAGGAAGAGCAACUCAUUCAAAAAGACGAGUGAGGACAAAAAGGCUGAUAUGCAGUGUCAUGAAUGUAAGGAGUAUGGUCAUUUUAUUCGAGAGUGUCGAACAAUCAAGUUGCGAGAUGCCAAGUGCACAAUUUGCAAAGGUACUGGACACACACAUGAAGAGUGUGUGAGUAAUCCUAAAGCUAAGAAAGAGAAAUCUAUGAUUAGCAUUGAGGAUGAAUCAGACAGUGACUGCAACAGUGAAGAAGAGCUCAUUAAUUUAGUGGCUAUGGUAGGAUUCACUGAAUUUGAGAAUGGGGAAGAGGAAAAUCAAGGGUUGGUAAAAGAAAAACUUCGUCUAGAAGAACUUGUUAUGUCUCUGCAAGAUGAAUUGAUAAAUGAAAAAAAGAUUGCUAAGGAUUCGCUAGAUUUGAUGAAAGAGAAGUUGGUUUUAUUGGCAAAAGCAGACAAGUUUGAAGAAGAGCUGAUUAAUGAAAAGAAAAGAACCGCAGAACUACAAUCUGAAUUAGAUCAACAACAUAGAAAGAUUCAUAUGUUCGCAGGCACAAAGCAACUUGACAAGAUUUUGAGCUAUGGGAGAAUAGAGAAUACUCAUAGACGAUUAGGCUAUAAUGAGAACAAGGGAGCUAAAUCACAGACAACUAAAUUUGUGUUGGUUGAAGCAUAUCAAUCUGAGAAGGAGACAUCUACGGGAUUUUCUAAUGGAUAUUUGAGCUGUUAUUUUUGUCAGAAAAUUGAUCACUUCAAACGAUUUUGUUAUAAGUAUUUGCAGAAGGUUUGGAUGAAGAAAACUGAUCUAUAUCAUUUAGGGUCAACUGUAGCUUCUGGAUCACGAUUUAGAUGCAAUAUGGCCAUGAUUACUGAAGAACAAGAAGAUGCAGAGCCUUGGUUCUUUGAUAGCGGUUGCUCAAGACAUAUGAAUGGAACCAAGAGUAAUCUACAGAACAUUAAGAAAUUGAAGGGAGGUACAGUAACAUUUGGAGAUGGAAGUCAUGGGUUCAUACAAGGCAAAGGUACAACAUGUGAUACAGAGCUUCCACAACUUGUAAAUGUCUAUCUAGUUCAAGGAUUGCGUGCUAAUCUGAUAAGUAUUAGUCAACUCUGUGACGAAGGAUUAUCAGUUUUAUCCACAAAGGUCGAUUGCAAAGCAUUGGAUGAAUCAUGUAAUAUCAAGUUAUAUGGUGUGAGAUCUGGAAAUAAUUGUUACAUGUGGGAGAAACAAUCAAUCAAAUGCUACAAUGCUCAAUGUAGUAUAGAUCUCUGGCAUCAACGACUUGGUCAUAUGAAUACACGAAAUCAUACUACUCUUGGAAAACAAGUCAAGAUUCAGCACAAAAAGGUUCCAGAUGUUCAAUCAAAGUCAUUUCUGGAUUUGAUUCACAUGGAUUUGAUGGGACCAAUGCAAGUGGAAAGCUUAGCUGGGAAGAAGUAUGUGUUUGUACUAGUUGAUGAUUACUCCAGAUACAAUUGGGUUCGUUUUAUCCGUGAGAAGUCAGAUACGGUGGACAGUUUCAAGAUCUUAGCUUUACAACUACUUAAUGAACGUGGAGGCAUCAAGAAAAUUCAGAGUGAUCAUGGUGGAGAAUUUCAAAAUUAA
This is a messenger RNA of Camelina sativa (false flax), 1830 nucleotides long. Lineage: Eukaryota; Viridiplantae; Streptophyta; Magnoliopsida; Brassicales; Brassicaceae. The record is from RefSeq and is a predicted model, not a curated record.